CAGCUGUAAGCACCUGAGUUGGUUGGCAGCAGCAGCUUCGAGUCAAUUGGGCUGUGGAAGUUGUAUAGCGUUGCAGAAGCCAAGGGCAGAAGCACGAUCUGGUGACGACCAGCGGCGACUCCAUCCAAGGACCUGCCUGCUAGCUGCUUCCCAUCAAGAAGAACCUAGGACAGAUCCAUGGAGGUGGUGACAGGUGCACUGCCAAGCGUUAUCACCAAGCUCGGUGAACUGCUCAUCGGCGAGUACAAUCUGCAAAAGGGGGUGAAGGGGGAGAUCAGGUUUCUCAAAUCUGAGCUCGAGAGCAUGAAGGGUGCCCUUGAGAAGGUCUCUAGCACACCGGCAGACCGGCUUGAUAUUCAAGACAAGAUCUGGGCUAGGGACUUGAGGGAGCUGUCCUACGAUAUGGAGGACAGUAUUGACACAUUCAUGGUCCAUGGCCAGGGUAAAGACCAGGCCAAUCUGCAUGGCAUCAAGAAGUUCAUUGACAGAAGUGUUGGUUUAUUCAGAAAGGCCAAGAUUCGCCAUGAGAUGGCUACUGAUAUCAGAGACAUCAAGAACCGUGUCGAAGAGGUAGCCAAGCGGCACCAAAGGUACAAGAUUAACAAUAGUGAUGUUGCUAUGCCUGUCAUGAUCGAUCCACGUUUAUUCACUCAGUACACGGAGGCGAAAGAGCUUGUUGGAAUUGAUGAGGCAAGAGAUGAGCUAAUCAAGACUCUAGAAGAAGAGAAUGAAUUGUCCAUGCAGCAGCAUGGAAAGAUAGUUUCCAUUUUUGGAUUUGGGGGACUGGGAAAGACAACUCUUGCAAAUGCAGUUUAUGAAAAGAUUAGAGCACGAUUCGAUUGUUGUGCUUUUGUUUCAGUGUCUCAAACUCCUAACUUGAAGAAAUUAUUCAAGGGCUUGCUCUGUGAUCUUGGCAAAAAUAUUAAUGAAGAAACAUUGGAUGAGAGUCAGCUCAUAAAAUUACUCAGAGAUUUCCUUCAAGAGAAAAGGUAUGAGAUCAUUCCGUUUGUAAACUUUUACGUAUGGGGAUUUUUUCUCACCAAUGAUAAUUUAUGUCCUCCAAUCAUAAUACUAUGGCCAUAUCUGGAUCUCCUACAAAUUAUAAGAAUAUUGAUAGUGGCUGUAGAUUAA
Molecule: messenger RNA, 1131 nt
Organism: Panicum virgatum (switchgrass)
Lineage: Eukaryota; Viridiplantae; Streptophyta; Magnoliopsida; Poales; Poaceae
Product: disease resistance protein RGA5-like
Exons: 2
Coding region: 178-1131 (317 amino acids)
Molecular function (GO): ADP binding
Source: RefSeq, a predicted model, not a curated record